Messenger RNA from Acanthopagrus latus (yellowfin seabream), 3165 nucleotides. RefSeq names its product TNFAIP3 interacting protein 2 (gene tnip2). The transcript is spliced from 6 exons. The record is from RefSeq and is a predicted model, not a curated record. The coding region runs from base 963 to 2339 and encodes 458 amino acids. NCBI's taxonomy places the organism in Eukaryota, Metazoa, Chordata, Actinopteri, Spariformes, Sparidae. Gene Ontology annotation, biological process: regulation of transcription by RNA polymerase II; cellular response to lipopolysaccharide. Gene Ontology annotation, molecular function: K63-linked polyubiquitin modification-dependent protein binding.
AAGCAGAAAUGUCCCAUAGGAUUAUCAGAAGCCACACACUGGUCAGUCACAGCAUGAAUCAGCUACAGGCUCCACACACUCACUGGUUUGGCCGUAACUGCGCAAUCCAGGCUACUCAAUACAAGUCAAUUACAUCAUGAAGGAGAGACGUUCGCGAUGCCUUCAGAGCGAUGGGAAAAACUGAAAUCGUUUGAGCGACGAUGAAUAAAUCAGCACAGAUGACUGGAGUGUGUGGGGAAUUUGCUGACACUCACCGGCACUGAUGUGACGUUUAAGGGGCGGGAUGAGUGGAAAACCUUGUAAACUACCGCUGGGAGAAAAAAAAUGAAUGCCCUUGAGUUAAGUUUUGUCAGUGUGAUUACUUGCAAAGUAUUGGCUAAUAUUAUAAGGGGACUUUAUGUCUAAGGGUAGUUUUUUUUAAAGAUAGUCUCUGUUGAACUUUUUGAGUGGAAGAAAGUCACGUGUCCCAAUUUCUAAGAAUAACACACUCCAUAUAUACACUUUGAUAACACCUUUUUGUGUGCUACUGCUCAUCAAAAGCACCGGACUGCGUCGAUAUAUCGCAGAGAGAGUGCCAGUUUACGACGGCUAGUGAACGCAUCAUCGCUACUUCGUCUCAGCCGUUGGUGACAGCUAGCUUAGAAGUUUGUUGGCCUGCAUUAAACAUUUGUGUUUCUGUGUUUUCUUCGACAUUCGUGCCAUUAGGCUAUAAAACCCCAUUACCUCCCGAUGACGGUCGACAGUGAGUCUUUAAAAGCGAGCAGAACUCAUUUUGACGAAGCUAGAAAAAGUCCGCGGGGAAGUUCCCUAGGAAAUCCCCUGUUCGGGGAUAUUAUGCUCGAAGCUGGUGCACGAUGACCUCCUCGGUGCAUUUCUGAAGACACACGGCGGGGAGCAGAGGCGUCCAAUGCUGGAUUAUUAAAAAGACGAAUCCUUCCGUCAAAUUUACAAAGCCCUUUGCAAUGGAUAACGUCAGUAUAAACACGGAUAAGGACCUGCUGAAAGACAAGGUCCGGAGCUACAGCACGCUGAACUCUCUGUAUCAUGAGACGCAGCAGGAAAUCGACCUUCUCAACAAAGAGAUCUAUGUCAAAGACAAUAUCAUUGCAGAUUUGAAAGCGAGGCUGGGGAGAUACGAGAGGAUCUACAUGUCGCUGGGAGAUAAAGAGUCUGUGGUCAUAGGGCCGUCCAAGUCUUUGCUGGAGAGCUUGUGUAAAGAGAUAUGCAAACUCAAACAGAAGAGGAAUGAUGUGGAGUUCAAGGCAUCUAGACAGGCAGAGGAGAUCCAGAGGCUGACUGUGCAGCUCAGAGAGAAGGAGCUGGAGCUGGAGACUGUCAGGUGCCAGCCGGACCACGAGAAGGACCAGGAGAUCCAGAGGCUGCGGUCCGCCCUGGAGGACAGGAAGCGGGCCGAGUCCACCAGAGCCGUCCUCUGCACAUCCCUGGAGGAGGAGGCCGACCAGCUGCGCAGCCAGCUCGGCGCAACGGUGAAGGUGUGCCAGGAGCUGCUGGCCAGGCUGGAGAAAGAGAAGAAGGGGGGAGACGAAGUGGAGGUUGUGGCUCAACAGCAGAACGCUAAGGAGAUGUCAGAGUCAGGUGACGUAAGUAGCGUGAACACCCAAAUCUGUCGACUUCAGAAGGAGAAUCAACAGCUAAAGGAGCGAGUGGCAUAUGUUCAAGGUCUGAAUUCUCAGUGGCAGAAGUAUGACGCCAGCAGGGAGGACUACAUCAGAGGUUUAUGUCAGAGGCUGAAGGAGACCUCUGCGCCGGGCUUGAUGCCGGUGCUGGGCUCUGUAAGCACUGGGUUGCUUCAUCAUGAGAUCUCCAGGCUCAACGGGUUACUUGACGAGAAGAUGACCGAGUGUGAGCGGCUGGACAGAGAAGUGGAGGACAUAAGGAGGCGAGACCAAGAGCGAAUCCAGACUCUGGAGCAGCAGGUACUCAUCUAUGCAGAUGACUUUAAGUCUGAGCGUGCAGACAGAGAGCGAGCGCAGGGCCAGAUCGAAGACCUGAAGGAGCAGGUUCAUCAGUUAAAACGGCAGCUACACAAACAGGGAGCAAGCAGAGAGAACAGAGAAGUGGUUCCCAUGUGUCGUGUGCACAUAGGACACAGGAUCUCCUCAAGGCGACAUAAGGACUCUUCAGAACCUCUACUGAUGACCACAGCUGAGAUGCAGAAACAGCCUGCAGCUGCAGCAGCAACAACAACAACGCCAAACCCCGGCUGGAACAACUGCCCGGGCCUGUCGGAGCUACAGUGCCCGCGGUGCCUCGCCACGUUCAACGACAGGGACGCUGCAGAGUACCUGAACCAUUGCGAGGAGUGUGCCAAACUAUGAACGGAACAACACUCAUUUGGAGAAGACAGUUAUCUCUCGCUGACAGUAACUCGACACUGAAGAGCAGCACUACACGGCAGAAAAACAACUUGAGUGGAGUUUCCAAUUCGGAGAGACUUGACAACAAAUGAAACGACUGACUUCAGACGAUUGGACACAGUGAAGCAAAACUGUGCAACCCAAAGUUCCCCUGUCGCAAGAGAAAUGAGUUAAAAAAAAAAAAAAUCCAGUGUCUGGUUCUUAGUGAUCUCCUGUUGCAAUACAGGGGGUUGUUGUGGUGGAGAAGUGGAUGCCAAUGCAAUAUAUCUAAUAUCAUAUACCUCAAUGUGUCAAAUUACAAACCUAUUGCACUUUCUUGACAUUUCGCCAAAAAUUAAUCGUACGAUUAAGAGAUUCAUGACACAUAAGCUUCUAAUUUUGGAUCUAGACAACUAGUUGAUAAUGUGGUGCUAUUAGUUGUUUCAUGAUUGAACUCUACGUAGUUCUGGUCUGUAAAUUAUAUAUUCUUAAUAACAGAUUUAAAAUAUAUAACUAUUCUAUUAAUAUUUAUUCUCUUUGCAUAGUGAUAGAAAAGGCUAAUUAUUUGUAGUGCAAUGUUUUGUUGCCUUUUUUCUAUAAAGCCAUAAAAUUCUUUUUUUUUUCUGUAAACUUUUGGGAUCAAAAUUGUAAAAUGCAACUGGAGAAAUGUUUGACAUUCAAUUUUUUGAAACUGUUUUUUUAAAAGACUGCAUCCCAACUGACAAAAAUGCUUAUUUUUUUUGGAGAUCUGGUGCUGUUUCUCUUGAGCUGGCACAUUAUUUUUGUAAUAAAAGUCUGUUCAGCCUCA